Messenger RNA from Armigeres subalbatus, 1427 nucleotides. RefSeq names its product cleavage and polyadenylation specificity factor subunit 5-like. Bases 279 to 971 code for a protein of 230 amino acids. The transcript has 6 exons. The record is from RefSeq and is a predicted model, not a curated record. Gene Ontology annotation, molecular function: mRNA 3'-UTR AU-rich region binding. Gene Ontology annotation, cellular component: mRNA cleavage factor complex. NCBI's taxonomy places the organism in Eukaryota, Metazoa, Arthropoda, Insecta, Diptera, Culicidae.
UUUAACCACUUCAGCUCGCAACUGUCAAAGUGUCAAACGGAGAGAGAAAAAAGUGCAAAAAAUUAACUCCUUUUACGAGUGCGAAAGUUUUUCUAUCUUGGACUCCAAAGUUUAUCAUUUAUUAACAUAAAAAGUGCUACAAUCAAAAGUGAACGAGUGUUUCGACUAGUUAGUAGUGGAAUUUCGGUGAUUGGAGUGUAAAUUCUCCGGUAAAUCCACCCGACAAAAUCUGCCGCAGAGCGGCUUCGCCUGUCCGAUCGCAGAAGUGAAAAUCAAAGAUGGCUACCCAGUCCGUAAACAAAACCGGCUCCGGCUGGCCGCGGCGUACCAGCCAGGGUACGCUGAAUGACAUCAGCAAACCGCAGGGCAACCAAUCCAUGACACUGAACCGGACCAUCAAUUUGUACCCGCUCACGAAUUACACAUUCGGUACGAAGGAACCGUUAUUUGAGAAGGACCCGUCGGUGCCGGCCCGAUUCCAGCGUAUGCGCGACGAGUUUGACAAAAUAGGAAUGCGCCGCUCGGUGGAAGGAGUUCUGCUGGUUCACGAACACGGCCUUCCGCACGUGCUGCUACUACAGCUAGGAACGACGUUCUUCAAAUUACCCGGAGGAGAACUGAGUGCCGGGGAGGACGAAGUCGAAGGACUCAAACGAUUGUUGACAGAGACUCUAGGCCGGCAGGAUGGCGUCAAGCAGGACUGGAUCGUCGAGGACACGAUCGGCAACUGGUGGCGGCCGAACUUCGAGCCACCGCAGUAUCCUUACAUUCCGCCGCACAUCACGAAGCCGAAGGAGCACAAGCGGCUGUUUCUGGUACAACUGCACGAGAAGGCGCUCUUUGCCGUCCCUAAGAACUACAAACUAGUGGCGGCUCCACUGUUCGAACUGUACGACAACUCACAAGGAUACGGUCCGAUAAUAUCGUCCCUGCCGCAGGCUCUUUGUCGGUUCAACUUCAUCUACAUGUAAGAUUACGGCGGCAGCAGACGGGAUCAGGAGGAACCGCAAUAGGUGGUGCCUCCCCCACCCGACCCUACGACGAGCAUGAUAUUCCCCCUUCGGAAAAAUAAAAUGUAUCCCCCGGUUCGAUUCUCAUUUUCGGCGAUGAUUACACAGAUCUUCCCCUCACCCAGUAAGCUGCGAAAAGGGGCGCAGUCGCUCGUUGGAAGAACCGGCUUAAGGUAGGAGGGAUCCACCCUUUGUAUGUGUAUGUUUGUGUGUGCGGGCGCGCGUGCGUUACGUAGCUGUGAGUGGUUGCGGCAGUGUAGGCGCGGUAACGAGAUUGCGAUUCGUUGAUUUUUAAGUAAUGGAACAAUCUGCCACCAUGAGAUUGAUGACUGGUCGACGCUGCUGGUUGUAUUAGUUAGGAUACGGCGCCGGGCGACCCAAACAGCUACGAAAUAAAGUGAAUGGAAAUUGUGAAAA